GACGAUGUGAGCGAGCGCCAGUUAUCGUCCAAUUAACCCAUGACCAAACCACUGUACUUAAUUUGACCGAUUAAGAACACCACUUGGUUGCUUCUUCCACCAUUCAUCUAACAUAUUCCUACGGGCUUACGACAAGGCAAGGCAAGACUUUUGGUUGACGAAGAAGACCAGGCUUAAUUUCUCGUCGCAUUAAUGUCGGUUCCCACUUGUAACCCACUUCUUUAUCUCUACACAAUCGACCUAGCUAUAUCUAUAUAUACACAUCCUGGUUUCCUAUAGGCAACAUAUAAUAUACAUUACAUGUAUCCAAAAGAUUCCGAUUCACUCAUGGAGAAACCAUGCUUACUUCUUCUUCUUGUUACCAUGUUUUCGGUGCAUUAUUGUCUUGAAUCUUCCUUGGCUGGAACAGUGACCAACAUUGACACUGAUCAAUCUGCUCUUUUUGCUUUGAAAUCCCAUAUUUUUUACCCUACCAAUGUGUUGCUCAAGAACUGGACUAAUAGCACGCCGGUUUGUACUUGGUUUGGAGUAACUUGCAAUGCUCGCCACAAAAGAGUUGCAACCUUAAACAUUGCUAACAUGGGCCUCAUAGGUACCAUCCCUCCAGAUUUGGGGAACCUCUCAUUUCUUGUUUCGCUGGACCUUACCGCCAAUAAUUUCCAUGGUGAUCUCCCCAAAGAAUUGGCUCAUCUUCGUCGAUUGGUGAUCCUUAGUUUUGCAUUUAAUAACUUCACCGGACAGAUCGCAUCGUGGUUGGGUCCCUUUCCUAGGCUUCAGUUAUUGAAUCUUGAGAAUAACAGCUUUUCAGGAAAUGUUCCAGAAGAAGUUGGUAAACUUGAGAGGCUAAAAGGGCUGGUCAUGGACGGUAACCAACUUCAGGGCCCUAUACCAUUUGGCAUCUUCAACAUCUCGUCACUUGAAUAUAUCUCUUUUAUGUACAACAAGCUCAGUGGCAGGCUUCCAACAGACGUGUGUCGUUAUCUUCCAGAACUGCAAUACUUUAGAGUAUCUGGCAAUGAAUUAGAAGGCCAAAUUCCAUGGGGUUUACAAGAGUGCUCAAACCUUCAAGUAUUGGGUUUGUCGAAAAACAAAUUCACUGGAUUCAUACCAAGGGAGAUCGGGAACUUAACCAAGCUUGAGGAGUUAUUUCUUGGCCUAAACAAUUUGGCAGGAGGGAUCCCGCAGGAGUUGGGUAAUCUGGUUAAUUUGAAGAUUCUACACUUGAGAGAUGCUAACCUUACUGGUUUCAUCCCAACCCACAUUGGAAAUUGUACUUCAAUCACAGUGCUAAACCUAUCAAACAAUAACUUGACAGGUAUAAUACCAGAGGAAAUCAGUAGCCUUGGGAAUUUGGAGCAAUUGCUGAUCCACUUCAACAACUUACGAGGCCCCAUUCCAACUGCCAUCUUCAACAUCUCAACAUUAAAAAUCAUUUCACUUGUUAAUAAUCACUUCUCUGGAAAUCUACCACCAACUAUGGGCAAUGGGCUACCCAAUCUUGAACUACUCUAUCUAGAUAGAAAUGAGCUCACAGGAGCAAUCCCAAACUCAAUUACUAAUGCUACUAAACUCACAGAAAUAGAUCUUUAUAUGAAUAAAUUGAGGGGUUCAAUUCCUCUUUCCCUUGAAAAAUUGGUACUCCUUCAAUACUUGAACAUCGGUAGAAACAAUCUCACUGGUCAACGCCCAUCUCUAGAAUUGAGCUUCCUCAAAUCCUUGACCAAGUGUCGCCAUUUACAAAUAUUGUGGCUGAAUGAAAAUCCUUUAAAUGGCUACCUUCCAUCUUCUAUUGGAAACCUUUCCACUUCCCUCACGAGCAUUAGAGCAAGAUACUGUGGAAUUAUAGGCAACAUUCCAAAUGAAAUUGGUCACUUAAACAAUUUGGUACUCUUAGAUCUUGGCAACAAUUUUUUGACUGGUUCACUUCCCACAACACUCAAAGCACUAGUGAAUCUUCAAGAACUAUAUCUCGAUAACAACAGUCUACAUGGUCACAUUUCUGAUGAUCUUUGCUACUUACAAAAAUUGGGAUCCUUAUAUUUGGAAAGGAAUAAAUUUUCAGGUCCAGUGCCAACAUGUUUAGGAAAUAUCAGUUCUUUAAAAAACCUUUACCUGGGUUUCAACAAAUUAACUUCCAAUUUACCAGCGAGCCUGUGGAGCCUGAAAGAUCUUUUGCGUCUUGACAUGUCCUCAAAUGUACUUACAGGCUCUCUACCCCAAGAGAUUGGAAGUUUAAAAGUUGCCAUCUAUAUAAAUCUGUCAAUGAAUCAAUUCACAAAACAAAUACCUAGCACGGUUGGAAGUCUCAUAAACAUGAUCCGUCUUUCUUUGGCACACAACAAAUUUGAAGGUCCCAUUCCUCAGUCAAUUGGAAAGAUGAUUGGUUUGGAGGACCUUGAUCUAUCACAUAAUGAUCUUUCUGGCACGAUUCCCACAUCUUUAGAAGCACUCUCAUACCUCAAGUAUUUUAAUGUAUCUUUCAAUCAAUUGAGAGGAAAAGUUCCAAGUGGAGGACCCUUCAAGAAUUUCACGAAUAUGUCUUUUUUGUCAAAUGAAGCAUUGUGUGGCGCCUAUUGGAUACAACUGCCACCAUGCCCUGAUGGUUCCCCUCAGCAUUCAAGGAGAAAAAGAGUGCUUGUCUUUGUAUUUGUUUUCCUGGGGGUCGGAUUGAUAAUUCUUGUGUUGACCCUUUCAUUUGUGUGGCUGAGAUGUCGAAGAACAAAUCCACCUUCAGCUCCGACUCUUACGUUAAAUACAAUAACACACGGAAGAAUUCCACACCAUGAACUUGUACAAGCAACUAAUGGGUUCAAUAACAGCAACUUGCUUGGCAGAGGGAGUUUUAGUUCAGUUUACAAAGGAAUUCUCAGAGAUGGGACAAUCGUAGCCGUGAAAGUAUUCAAUUUACAGCUAGAAGGAUCAUCCAAAAGCUUUGAUAGAGAAUGUGAAAUGCUGCGCAACAUUCGACAUCGAAAUCUAAACAAGGUUAUAAGCAGCUGCUCUAACCUUGAUUUCAAAGCCUUGAUACUUGAGUAUAUGCCUAAUGGAAGCCUUGACAAGUUGUUAUACUCUAGCAACCUUUUCUUAGAUAUCCAACAGAGAUUAGACAUAAUGAUAGAUGUGGCAUGUGCAUUGGAUUAUCUCCAUCAUGGUUAUUCUACACCCGUGGUUCACUGUGAUCUGAAGCCAAGCAAUAUCCUGUUAGAUGAAGAUAUGGUUGCGCAUGUGAGUGAUUUUGGCAUUGCCAAGUUCUUAAGAGAGGGCAAGAAUGUUGUGCAAACCAACACGCUAGCUACAAUUGGUUAUACUGCUCCAGAAUAUGGACAGCAAGGAUUAGUGUCCACGAGGUGCGAUGUAUAUAGUUUUGGUAUUUCAUUGAUGGAAAUAUUUACCAGAAAAAAGCCCUCUGACGAAAUGUUUGAUCAAGAUACGAACUUAAGAAGUUGGGUGAACCAGUCAGUACCAAAUGAAGUGAUUCAUGUUAUGGAUACCAAACUGUUGAACUUACAGGAAGAACACUUGUCUGCAAAGAUCCAUUGUGUGUCAACCAUCCUAGAAUUGGCCUUGAAUUGCUCUUCAGAAUCACCUGAGGAAAGGUUCAACAUGAAGGAUGUUGUAGCAUCUCUAAAGAAUACCAAACGUCAAUUCCUCUCAGAUUUGAAAUAAUGACUUUCUUAGUGCAACUCAAGGUGCUAUGUUCUACAUUCAUGACAGAAAAUAAGCUGGAAUCAAGGUGGAUUAAUUAAUUAUGGUGGAAUUAUAUGCAACCUCGACUUAUUUAUAGAAUAUCAAUAUUUAUCAUAUUUUCUUUUAGAGGUUAGGAUUCUUGUAAAUUGCAUUUGUAGUAUUGCGACUUCAAUAUGUAUGCGUGCAUAUAUGUGUCACAUUUAUAUUGUUAUGACUCGAUAUGUAUGUAUAUAUGGAUUUCUUAAGUUAAAAGUUUCUUCAUGGUC
Messenger RNA from Diospyros lotus (date-plum), 3953 nucleotides. RefSeq names its product probable LRR receptor-like serine/threonine-protein kinase At3g47570. The transcript has 6 exons. Gene Ontology annotation, biological process: protein phosphorylation. Gene Ontology annotation, molecular function: ATP binding; protein kinase activity; receptor serine/threonine kinase binding. The coding region runs from base 301 to 3666 and encodes 1121 amino acids. Lineage: Eukaryota; Viridiplantae; Streptophyta; Magnoliopsida; Ericales; Ebenaceae. The record is from RefSeq and is a predicted model, not a curated record.